This is a messenger RNA of Trichoderma virens Gv29-8, 828 nucleotides long. RefSeq lists its product as uncharacterized. The transcript is spliced from 4 exons. The record is from RefSeq and is a predicted model, not a curated record. The coding region runs from base 1 to 828 and encodes 275 amino acids. Lineage: Eukaryota; Fungi; Ascomycota; Sordariomycetes; Hypocreales; Hypocreaceae.
AUGGCGAAACCAUAUCCUCAAGUUAUCCUCCUGGGAGACUCCCUGCUUGAAUUCGCCGCUACCGUCCAUAGCGGCUUCUCGUUCCAGGCGGCUCUUCAAACACGGCUGAUACGACGCUUUGACGUGGUUAAUCGCGGCUUCUCAGGAUGGAACACGGCAAAUGUGGUCAAAUAUUUGCCUGAGAUUUUCUCGGAGCCAUCUGCUUCAUCACCAAAGAUUGCGUAUCUGAGGGGGGAUCGCCAGAUUAUUCUCCUGGGAGCAAAUGACGCAGUUCUUCCUCUGGAGACUACUUCACAACAUGUUCCGAUUGAGACAUAUAAAGAGAACUUGAGCAAGAUCAUCAACGAUGCUCGGAUACGCGCACACAACCCCAAGAUCCUGCUGGUGACUCCUCCUCCGGCGGAUGAAAUCAAGCUCAAGGGUCUAGACAUCGCACAGGGCCACGCCUCAGCGAUCCGACGUUCGGCCGUAACCGCGUCGUAUGCAGAGAAAGCUCGGGAGGUAGCCCGUGAGAACCCGGGCGUUAUUCUGGUCGAUCUCUGGCAGGCCAUCAUGGGCGAAGCGAUUUCCAUGGCUCCCGGAGAUUAUCAGCCUGGAGGUCCGUGGCUGGGGUCACCUGAAAAUGGGAAGCAGGGGGGCCUGGACACGCUUCUUCCGGACGGACUUCACAUGGGCGGAGAAGGAUACAAGGUGUUUUUCGACGAGAUCAAGGCGCAUAUUGGGCAAGAUAUUGUUCCCGAAGAGAGAGGAGAUUAUGUGCUGCCCGACUGGAGAGUAGUGAACCCUCCCAAGGUGGCACUGUUGCCCAAGCCAUCUCCCCUUCAAUAG